AAUCAAUCAGCGUACAAGGCAUAAUGGCGAUGCUUACUAAAGUCUUUGCAGUUAUUUUACUUAUGACAAUCUCCGUUAGCUCAGGCAGCCCAAAGAAAUGUUAUUCGUGUGAGUACAAUUACGAUUUGAUAAAACGAUUUCCAAAAUGUUUUGGUGUAACAAUUCCAUGCACCACUGGACAUUGCUACUCGCUGAAAUACACCACUUCUAACGGACUUCUCAUUCGCGUUCAAAAGGGAUGUGACUUUUCAUCAACUGUGAAUUGUUCAAAUAGAGUAGACUUUUGCCAUGGGAGGCAAGUCAAGGAGACACUGUUAUGGAAAUCGUGUUCCAUUUCAUGUUGUGACACUAAUCUCUGUAACGGAGGAGCGACACAAACACCAAUGAAAACCGUUUUGGGUUUUGUCUUCUUAAUUGUCAUCGUUUUCUUGUAUUAAAAACCCAGUUUUGGAUAUACUGAAUGUAUUAUCAUUAAUUAUAUUUACCUACUUUUUUUGAAACUUUUGAUUGUAGACAAGAAUACCGAUAACUCGAACGGAAAUUGUUCGAGUUAGCUAAGGUGGUGUUAAAAGGUCAAUAAUUUAUAGAAGUUUUUUUUUCAUUUUUAAUUCCAAUUUUCUUUUACAAAGAGUUCAAUUGUAAUCAAAUACUUUAAAAGACCAGGGAAAAGGAAAUUAGUUCAAAUUAUUACUGUAGGUAGCCGUUCAUGCCUAAUAUACAAGAGAUAGUUUGGGUAAAACUUUUGAUUAUAUACAAAAGUGGACAAAUUAUAUUAUGGACUAUGUUGUUUGUGUUUUGAACUACAAAA
This is a messenger RNA of Xenia sp. Carnegie-2017, 808 nucleotides long. RefSeq lists its product as uncharacterized. The transcript is spliced from 3 exons. The coding region runs from base 24 to 437 and encodes 137 amino acids. The record is from RefSeq and is a predicted model, not a curated record. NCBI's taxonomy places the organism in Eukaryota, Metazoa, Cnidaria, Anthozoa, Malacalcyonacea, Xeniidae.